CAGUAAGUUGCUGACCAGCCAGUAUAUCAGAUCUCCAGCUUCAGUGCAGGUGGAGACUCUGUCUCAUAAAUUAAGACGGAGCACGAGCAAGGAAGACGUCUGACAACAAUCUCGGGCCUCCUAAUGCACCCACACACUACAUACACAGGUUAGUAAGAAUUAUUGGGUGGUGAGAUAGAUCAAUGAGUAAAGGUGCUUGCUGCCAAGCCAAACUCCCAGAGUUCAAUAUCAAGGACCCACAUGGUGGAAGGCAAGAAUCAAAGCCCUCAAGAUGUCCUGGAUCUCCCCAUUUACACAAAAACCACACAAACCAAUGAACCAACGUAGGGGUUGGUGAAUGCCCAGCCCGUACAUCCCCUGCACUCACUUUUACACUAGGGAUGUUCCAAAGGCCCUCUGCUUGUUCCUCCCACAGACGGGGAAACUGAAGUUCACUCGGGACGCGCCCCUUGGCACAGCCUGCCCGGAUGCCCACAAAGUCCGUCCCCCUCUAUUCUUAGCCCUGUGAAUUCCAAGCGGGGAGGACGGUUUUGCUCACAGCUGAGUCACCGGGAUCUCAGAAGAGUUUCCCCCACGUCCUUCCCGCCCGGUGACCGGAAAAAGUCGGACAGUUCAGGAGCCAGAUCGUCACAUGGCUCGCAUUGAACAGGCGUAGAGAAAACCCUCGAGAUCGUCCCACUCUUGGGCCACCGAGACGACGGGACAGAGGGUCUCCCUGGGCGGCUAAGCCCCGCCUCCGCCCGCAGCGGAAGCCGGAAGCAACCGCAGGCCCCACUAGCCCCGCGGCGUCCAACUCGGUAGUCUCGGAGGCUCGCAGGAUGGGGGAGAAGAUGGCGGAGGAGGAGUUCUCCAACACAACCCAUGAAAACUUCAACUUCACCCUUCACACGACCCUGGGUGUCACCACGAGGCUGGUGCUCCCGACACCUGCCAAGCCCAUCCUUCCGGUGCAGACAGGGGAGCAGGCCCAGCAGGAGGAACAGUCGAGUGGCAUGACCAUUUUCUUCAGCCUUCUCGUCCUAGGUGAGCAGGCCCAGGGCUCUCAGUUCCCUGCCACAUCAGCGGUGCUAGGAUUAAAAGUGUCUGCCACCUUGCCAGGCUCCAAGGAUGAUUUUGAACUCCUGCUCCUCUUUGCCUUCACCUCUCUGGACCACUGCAAUGUGGCACUAUACCUCACUCAAAGGAGAGUCCAGCCUUGGAGAAGGCACAGUUGGGAAAAGGCUAUUUUGGCUUCCCUGGCUCACCAGUUGGCCUCUUGUCCCUCUGUUCCCCCUUCUCAGGGGAACUUCUUUCAGAACAUCGGCUCCAUCACCCUCUUUGCUGUCUUUGGAACGGCUAUCUCGGCUUUUGUAGUAGGUGGAGGAAUUUACUUUCUGGGUCAGGCUGAUGUAAUCUUUAAACUCAACAUGACAGACAGUUUUGCAUUUGGCUCCCUGAUAUCUGCGGUUGACCCAGUAGCCACUAUCGCAAUUUUCAAUGCACUGCACGUGGACCCUGUGCUCAACAUGCUGGUGUUUGGAGAAAGCAUUCUCAACGAUGCAGUCUCCAUUGUCCUAACCAACACGGCUGAAGGUCUAACAAGAAAACAUAUGUCGGAUGUCAGUGGGUGGCAAACGUUCUCACAGGCCCUCGGCUACUUCCUCAAAAUGUUCUUUGGCUCUGCAGCACUUGGCACUCUGACUGGCUUGAUUUCUGCAUUGGUGCUGAAGCACAUUGACCUGAGGAGAACACCUUCCCUCGAGUUUGGCAUGAUGAUCAUUUUUGCUUACCUGCCAUAUGGGCUGGCAGAGGGAAUCUCACUCUCAGGCAUCAUGGCUAUCCUGUUCUCUGGCAUCGUGAUGUCACAUUACACACACCACAACCUCUCCCCAGUCACCCAGAUCCUCAUGCAGCAGACCCUCCGGACAGUGGCCUUCCUAUGUGAAACAUGUGUGUUUGCAUUUCUUGGCCUGUCCAUUUUUAGUUUCCCUCACAAGUUUGAAAUUUCCUUUGUCAUUUGGUGCAUAGUAUUGGUACUGUUUGGCAGAGCUGUCAACAUCUUCCCUCUGUCCUACCUGCUGAACUUCUUCCGAGAUCACAAAAUUACCCCCAAGAUGAUGUUCAUCAUGUGGUUCAGUGGCCUUCGAGGGGCCAUCCCCUAUGCCCUGAGCUUGCAUCUGGGCCUGGAGCCCAUGGAGAAGCGGCAGCUCAUCGGCACCACCACCAUUGUCAUUGUGCUCUUCACCAUCUUGCUCCUGGGAGGCAGCACCAUGCCUCUCAUCCGCCUUGUGGACAUUGAGGAUGCCCGGGCACGCCGCAGGAACAAGAAGGACGUCAACCUCAGCAAGACUGAGAAGAUGGGCAAUGCCAUUGAGUCAGAGCACCUGUCUGAGCUCACUGAGGAGGAAUAUGAAGCCCACUACAUCAGACAGCAGGACCUCAAAGGCUUCAUGUGGCUGGACGCCAAGUACCUGAACCCCUUCUUCACACGGCGGCUGACACAGGAGGACCUCCACCAUGGGCGCAUCCAGAUGAAAAGCCUCACCAACAAGUGGUAUGAGGAGGUCCGCCAGGGCCCAUCGGGCUCUGAGGAUGAUGAGCAGGAGUUGUUCUGAGCCCACGCUGCUCUAGGCCGAGAAGAUGAUGCCUCAUGCAGCCUCCUCAGAACACAGGAUGGUAGGUUGAGGGCUAGUCUUAGCUAGGAAGCCUCAGGCCCUUGGAGAGUGCUGACUUUGGGAAUGUGACUGGCCUCCAUGGCUCACGAGCCAGACCUGCCCCGGUGUUGUUUCUGGGCCUGCAGAGCAGAGGAGGGCAGCGGCCAGCCUCCUUCCUGCUUCUGUGCCAGGGCCAGAGAAAACUUGGGAGGCUGGCUUGCUCAGCUCACACCGUGCCAGGGCCACACCUUCCUCACACCUCUGGAGCAGCUGUUGGCAGGCACAUCUGCUGUUUGUCUCUGCAUUGUCAAGGUGCCUUGGUGGUGGUGGUGGCGGCGGCGGCGGCAGCAGUCUCAGGCCUGGUGCCAAGGCUGAGAGACUUUAAAAGCCCCACAGUCCCUGUCCUGUGUCCCCAAAAAGAAAGGCUGAAGGACCUUUUUCUUGCCAUGGAACUGGCACCUCUCAGGCCUGCCUUUGGGCAGACAGCUGCAGCCCUCUUAUGGGCAUACUGCAAAUGUUUACACUGGUGCCUGGUAGGGAUCAGCCUGCAGGCUUCUAGGAAAGGUGUUGUUGGCCUAUCCCCCGGGUUUGGAUGGACUAUUCUCCAAAGAGACAAAGGGGGUCUUUUGACCCUGGAAGCACAGAAUCCUUGGGGGCACCUUUCCCAAAUGUUGGAGCUUCUUCUAUAUCCUCUCUCCUCUUCACCACUGCCUCCUCCCUCACCUUGUCCUCUGCCCUCCGUGCCAGGACCCCAGAUAUCCAAGACACUGGGGCAGGGGCCAGAGUACAACCGCUGAGGCCAGGGCUCCCUACUCCAGCCAAUUGCCUCUUGGGAUGCCAGUGACUUUGGGUCACACAAACACACUCCCAUGCAUGUGUCAGUGUAAGGCGUGCUGGAUCACACCACAGGCAAUGGUUACUGCCUGAUAUCCUCCCCUUCCAUGGCCCUUCAGCAACUACUCAUGUGGCCAUAGUACUUCCUUGCACCCCAGGUGGCUUAGUUGUUGUGUAUGGCCUUGUCCUCACAAUGGGGACACAGUGGGCCUGAGUGGGCUAGUUGCAGGUGUUUCCCACCUCAGGUGCUAUGGUUCUGCUGUUAAAAGACAGUUCUCCACCUCACUUGCUGCAGAAGGUAGCAGAGUUGGAAGCAUGUAGUUUGUUUCUGUACAUAAGGUCACUUAUCCUUGGCAUAGCCAAGAUACGGUCCUCUUGUCUCUCACUUUAACCCUGGAGCUGGAGCCACCUGUGACCUUGUGUAAUUUGGGGUGGGACUGAGGUCAGGCUGGAUUCUUCUCUUUCCAGAACUCAGGCUCAGUCUCUAAGAUGGAAGUUGCUUUCCAAGCUCUCAGUGCUUUCCUUGAGCAGUGAGGCACCGGGGUGUCACUUACUCAGCCCUUGUCACCAGGUCUCUGACACGGCACUCUUGGCCAAGACAUGAAGUGAUCUUCUGGGAACUUGGUGGGAGGACUGUUGCACCAGCCCUGAACACCAGCAGGCACCUCUGCCCCUUCCUGGGGAGUGUGGGCUGAAGUUCCUGGUGGCGCAUCCCUGCAGUGUGUAUGAGCCAAUUCUUGGGAUCAGUGACCUGCUUUCUGCAGUGUUAAGGUCACAGUGUUCCUCUGAACAGCCUCCAGCACUUUGGGGUGAAACCUGACAGGCUGACGGCCUGAUGUGCAGAUUCCUUUCUGUGCAGUAGAAUGCCAAGACUGAGCAGAGAAGCCUUCUUAAAACCCACCCUAAGGACUACUAGGUCUACAUGUCCAUGGUAGGUUCUGAGCUGGGUGGCUGCUGCCCAGACCCCUCCCCCUUAGCUGUGGCGGUACAUAUGGUAGAGGUCAGCUGUUCCUGGCUCCCAUGUGAGGAGGAAUUCAGUAGCUGUCUGCCAUCCGUGAGGUUUCUAAGAUGCCACAUGGAGACAGAAGCCCUUCCCAUUCUCUCAGAAAUAGCAGCUUGAUUUCUCUGCUGGCUGGUGCCCAGGAAACCAGGUCCAAGCGGUGGCAGUGGCAAGUCACUGGGUUCUCUCAGGGUCCCAGAGCCAGGCUGUGUUACCUAAAACUGAAUGGUAGGAGGGAGGGAGGGCCUUGUAGUGCCCCUGCUUCUCCACCUAGCCCUCCCACCUGCCCACCCAGUUUCAGACGAGGGAGGGGCUAUGGCCUCACCAAGGCACGAUCAUGUGCAGUCAUGGUGGGACAGGCCACUGUUGGUAGCUGUAGCCCUGAUCUCCAGCCAUGGUACUGGGUGGGGACUGGUGGAGUCCCCUACUUUACCAGAGAGGCUAAAGGCUCUCUUCACAAGCCUGGGUUCCUUUCUUCUCUGACAGUGGAAGAUUUUGGAAGAGCAACGUUUCUGUUGUUUGGGGAGGCAGGUGGGAGCCAUGUGUGUGAAGUCCCUGGGACCUGAGGGACCCUUUGCUGCUUUCUGGAAGGGGUCUGGGCCUGAGCAGUGCGAAUUGUAUCACUCUGCUGGAGUCCCCCUCGCCUGCCUGCCUCCCUCCCCUCACCAUGUCCCUGAAUAAAAGGCUGUGGAACCAGA
This is a messenger RNA of Alexandromys fortis (reed vole), 5165 nucleotides long. It is a transcript of the gene Slc9a8, whose product is annotated as solute carrier family 9 member A8. Bases 819 to 2594 code for a protein of 591 amino acids. Gene Ontology annotation, molecular function: potassium:proton antiporter activity; sodium:proton antiporter activity. The record is from RefSeq and is a predicted model, not a curated record. Gene Ontology annotation, biological process: regulation of intracellular pH; sodium ion transport; potassium ion transmembrane transport. The transcript is spliced from 14 exons. Gene Ontology annotation, cellular component: membrane. NCBI's taxonomy places the organism in Eukaryota, Metazoa, Chordata, Mammalia, Rodentia, Cricetidae.